AUGGGCGCCGCCGAGUCGUUUGGCGCGCGAACCAAGCUCCGAGACACGCUGCUCCUGCGUCUCCACCUCGCGACGACCAAGCGCACCGAGCCGCUCGAGACGCACCUCCUCCAUCGAUACUUUGAACCGCACGACCCGACGCGCCGAGGGUAUGUGCCCAUGGACGUCGCGCGCAGCGUGGCGUUCCAAAUCGCCAAGACCUCGUCCCCCGCCCUCGAGGCGAUGUUCGACGUGGACCACAAUGGAUUCUUCCACUACAACGCAUUUCUCUCGUUCGUGUGCCGCGACAAGCUGCACGUGGAGAUGGACAAGCCCAUCGGCAUCGUUGGCGUCUAUACGGUCUCCAAAGGCCUCUGCGCUUUGAACGGCGCCGCCGUCACGGUCAAGCGCACGCAGCUGCAGUCGAUCGAGAUGGUCGAGACCCUCUGCGACGCGAUUGGCAUUUUGGCCACCUUCUCGCACCCACGACUGCUCCAGUACAUCCACAGCACGUGCUAUGAGCAGACGUUCGUACUGUACCAAGCAUGGACCGAAGCCACGUCGCUCAAGACCAUUCUCUCGUCGUUUGGGCGCAUGAGCGAGCCGACGAUACGGCGCUACUUAUCGCAGGUCAUCGAGGCCAUGGUCUAUUUACACCGUGUCGGUAUCGUGCACCGGGACCUUCACGGCGAAUCCAUCUACAUUGAUCGCGAUGGCAGCGUCCAAGUGGGGGAAUUUUACGCAGGGUGGCACUUGCGCACGGCCAGCGCCAACCUCCACAGCUUUCAAGACAGCCUCUACGAUGUCUUUCGGCCGCCAGAGACCCGCGCCGACGCUCGGUCGUUCGGCACCAAGGCCGACGUCUGGUGCAUCGGCCUCGUCGCCCUCGAGAUGCUCUACGGCACGGCGCACCUCAACCGCGUCAACGCUGCCAACAGCUCGCAGCCGCCGAUUCCUCACCGCAUCUCCCCCAUGUUGCGCAAGUUCCUCGACGCAUGUUUCGAGGCGCGUACUUCCUCCAAUACCGAAGAGUCACACAGCUGGGCGUAG
Messenger RNA from Saprolegnia parasitica CBS 223.65, 1029 nucleotides. Its product is annotated as STE/STE11 protein kinase. The transcript is spliced from 13 exons. Gene Ontology annotation, molecular function: ATP binding; protein serine/threonine kinase activity. Gene Ontology annotation, biological process: protein phosphorylation. The record is from RefSeq and is a predicted model, not a curated record. NCBI's taxonomy places the organism in Eukaryota, Oomycota, Saprolegniomycetes, Saprolegniales, Saprolegniaceae. The coding region runs from base 1 to 1029 and encodes 342 amino acids. Gene Ontology annotation, cellular component: cytoplasm.